AUGCGGCGGUGCGGCUGGUGGCUGCUGCUCUGCGCCUUCGGGGUUGCCGCUGCCCGCAGUGGAGGCAACGGGCAAUGUUUGGACGGGAUCACCAUCAACGUGAUCCUGCUGGAGGACGAGGAGUCUCCCUGGAGCCUGAAGUACGUGCAGACCAAAAUCCUGGAAGCCAUAGAGAGAGACGCAGAGAUUAACGCCGCACAAGCGUUUGGAUUUAAUCUGACAGCGAACUUCGAAGGAUUCAACACGACCAUCUACCGGCAGGCCGGCUGCUACAGCAGCCCGUGUGAAGCGGUGGAGACGCUGCGGAAGCUCAUGAGCACAGGUAAACUCGGCUGCGCUGUUCUCGGACCAACCUGCACCAUAGCAACGUUCCCGUUAGUGGAUGCAGAGAAAGGUUUUGGGCUGAGCACGCCCAUCAUCUCGGCGGGAAGCUUCGGCCCGUCCUGUGACUUCGCCCUCAACCUGCAGCGGGUUCUGCCUCCGGCACGGAAGAUCUCCGACUUCUUCAGCGGCUUUUGGCAGGAAGAAAACAUCCUGAAGCCCAAGUGGAAAACGGCCUACAUCUACAAAAAAGCCAACAACACGGAGGACUGCUUUUGGUAUAUCAACGCGCUGGAAGCCGACGGCAUCAAAAACGUUUCGGAAACGGUUCUGCGCGGACCAAAGGAAGUGGAAGCUGUUCUCUCACAGACUAACAGGACGAGCAACCUGGUCAUCAUCUGCGGCUCGGUGUCAGACUUACUGGAGUUGAAGAACGACUCCAGAGGAGCCGACAGCAGCGACUUCCUCUUCAUCCUCAUUGAUCUGUACAAUGAUAUUUACUACAAGAGCCUGUCGCGGCCGGAGAUGAGGAACGUUCUGGUGCUGACCAUGCCCAACUCCAGGGGGUAUAACAUCAGCGCUGACCUGAAGGGCAACAACAUGAUGAACGACUACAUGGCUGCGUAUCACGACUCAGUGCUGCAUAUAGGAAACGUGAUGAGAGAGAUCGCCACCAAAAAUCAGUCCGAGAUUCAAGAAAUGAACUUUGUGAAUGUGAAUUACUUCAGAAAUGUUGUCUUUAAUGGAAUUGCAGGAGAAUAUAAGUUAGACAAGUACGGAGACAGAGAUGUGAACUUUUCCAUCAUGUACACAACAACUAAACUCCAGUAUAAAUGUUUAUUCACCUUUGACACUGAAAACGCCAAAACAACGAUGGAGGACGAAUCUCCGGCCUUCAUCUGGGGGAAGAAGCUUCCCGACUACAAGCCAAAGAAUGACUUGCUGACUGGCCCUCCGAUCCAAGACAUCAUCGUGGGCGUCCUGGCUGUGACAGUGGUCGUCGUGGCAACCAUCGCAUUUAUCUUCUACAGACAGAACAGGAAAGACCGGCUCCUCAGGAAGCGCUGGUCCCACAUCAACUCUGACCUCAUCUCUCUGCUGGAGGACAGCGAACACAACAUCAUCUCCCUGCAGAUAGAAGAAGAAAGGAAGAAGAAAUUCAAGAUCCGCCGAGCGCUUUACGACAGAAAGAUUGUGAUUCUGAAGGAGCUGAAGAACUGUGAAGGGAACUUCAAAGAGCAGACAAGAGAUCUGAAUGCGCUUCUGCUCAUCGACUAUUACAACCUCACAAAGUUUUAUGGCACGGUGCGGUUUGACGAGGGCGUGUUCGGCGUCUUUGAGUACGGAGAGCGGGGGUCGCUCCGGUACGUGCUGGACGACAAAGUGUCGUACCCAGAGGACACGUUCAUGGACUGGGAGUUCAAGAUCUCCGUCAUGUACGACAUCGCCAAGGGCAUGUCUUACCUCCACUCCAGCAACAUCCAGGUCCACGGCCGCCUCAAGUCCACCAACUGCGUGGUGGACAACCGCAUGGUGGUGAAGAUCACCGACUUCGGCUGCAACGCCUUCCUCAGCAGCAGCAAAGACCUGUGGACGGCUCCGGAGCACCUGAGGAACCAGGGAACGUCGCAGAAAGGAGACGUGUACAGCUUCGCCAUCAUCUCCCAGGAGAUCGUUCUGAGGCGCAGCACCUUCUACUCCAAGUCCUGCUCCGACCGCUCAGAGAAGCUGUCCAGGGUGAUGACGUCCUACUUCAGACCGGACCUCGACGUUGAGAUGGCUUCAGAGAAAGAACGAGAGGUUUACAUGAUGAUAAAAAGCUGCUGGGAUGAAGAUCCGGAGAAAAGACCCGACUUUAAGAAAGUGGAGAACUGCCUGGGAAAGAACAUCAGUAAAAUCCACAACCAGGACAACGAGAGCUACAUGGACAACAUGAUCCGGCGGCUGCAGAACUACUCCAGGAACCUGGAGCACCUGGUGGAGAAGAGAACGUCGCUGUACAAAGCCGAGCGGGACCGGGCCGACUUCCUCAACUUCAUGCUUCUUCCUGGGCCGGUGGUGAAGAGCCUGAAGGAGAGCGGCGUGGUGGAGCCGGAGCUGUACGAUGAGGUCACCAUCUACUUCAGCGACAUCGUGGGCUUCACCACGCUGUGCCAGUACAGCACGCCCAUGGAGGUGGUGGACAUGCUCAACGACAUCUACAAGGGCUUCGACAGCAUCCUGGACCAUCACGACGUCUACAAGGUGGAGACAAUCGGCGACGCCUACAUGGUCGCCUCCGGCCUGCCGCGGAGGAACGGGAACCGACACGCGGUGGACAUCUGCCGCAUGGCGCUGGACAUCCUGUCCUUCAUGGGCACCUUCCAGCUGCGCCAUCUGCCCGGCAUCCCGGUGUGGAUACGCAUCGGCGUUCACUCAGGUCCGUGUGCCGCCGGCGUCGUGGGGAUGAAGAUGCCCAGGUACUGUCUGUUUGGCGACACGGUCAACACGGCGUCACGGAUGGAGUCUUCUGGACAACCGCUGCGGAUUCAUGUCAGCGAACCCACCAUCCACAUCCUGCAGCGCACCGACUGCAAGUUCCAGUAUGAGAUCCGAGGAGAAACGUACCUGAAGGGUAAAGGAAAGGAAACAACUUACUGGCUGACGGGAGAAACAGGGAAAGAUUACGACCUUCCGACUCCACCAACAACAGAGAACGUCCAGCGUCUGCAGCAGGAUCUCGCCAACAUGAUCCUGACGUGUCUGGAGCGCCGAAAACGAGGGUCGGUGCGGAGGAGGAAGGUGCGUACCGGCGAGGAAGAGGAGGACGACGAAGAGUCAGAGGUGGAGUCUGAAGGCGGCCAUCUUGAGUAUCUGCAGCUGGCCACCGUGGAAAACACGCUCAGCACCUUCCUGUAGACAAACCGCGUCUCCUCCAGCUGAGACGGAGGAACAAAGAUGGCGGACGAACUUUGUAAAAUCUUUUAACCCUUAAAGGUUGAUAUUUCUCCUCAGAUGUUUUGUUUUAUGAUAAAAUGUUAAAUAUUUUCCUCCUACUGAGGCCAAACUCCAGCCGCUUUGCACAUUAAUCUUUCCUGUACAUUACAUAUGUCAAAGUCAAGGCCUGCGGGCCGUAUUAAAUUAUCUAUGGCCCCCUGCAUGAUAUUUAAUUACCAUUAGAACAGCCGGCAGGCCGCAGCCUUUGCACACACCAACACUACAUUCCCCACAAUGCAACGGUCGCCCGCAAAGUCACGGCAGUGAGCACAAGCGGCUUCAUUGUUCAUCAGCAAUCAGAGCAGAGAUCAGCUUUCAGGUAUCCCCCUCCUCAAAAAUGGCUAAACGUAACGUGGCCGCUGAGAACCAGUGGCGCAAAAGGUGGCUAUGCCCAGUAUGCCCAGUAUGCAACGCAAAAACGAUGUGGGAUUUUUUUUCUAGUCAGCAUUUUAUGUAUUUAACCGCUGCUUGUGCAUGAAAUGAUCGAUAACAGAGGAACAGCGCUGAUCAGGCGCCCCUCCCCUCCCCUACAGGCAGCUUGAGGCGCGUUUUUUCUUUUUUUAAAUUUGUAGUAAAGCCUCAACAACAGGGAGCUAAAGAUGUGGCGCAGAAAAAACUCUGGGGCACAAAACUCAAGAGGGGGAGGAUAAAGAUGUUGGAGAGACGAAGAAAAGAUUUUCAAAGUGGCUGAAAGACAGAAGGUAAGAAAUGUCAGAGUAUCAACUUGUAAAUAUUCAGGUUAGCUUAGGCUAGGCUACAAUGACAGGUUGUUGUAUUGAACCAAAACGGGACGCGAUUUAUUCCGUAUUGCUAUAAAUGUCUGAUAGACACACCUAUCACACACACCUCAACAAUAAGUGUUAAGAUCAGCUAAGUUGUCAUUGCGACCCCUCCCCACGAACUGACGCUGUUGUCACGGUUGCUUAGAGACGGACACUGCGCAGCCGCAGUGAGCUGCUAUCAACCCGCGUCUUUCUAAAAUGUCCGCCGAUACUGGACCGUCCGUAGAAGUAAAACCUCUGGCAAAAAUUCAGACGGUAGUGGGAAGACGCACAUUUCAGGCGAAACAACUAUAGUAAUGUUUAAUAGGGACAUUAAAAAAUGUGUGUGAUGUGAAAUCUUAGAUAUCUGUGUGAUAUCAGACAGAAGAGGAACCGCAGACCCGUCAGAACCUACAGAACCAGACAUCAGUCUCUUCAUCCCUCAAUCAUUUCCUGAGACCGAAAAAUAAUAUAAAUGGCAAUUUAAAAGAACAAAUCAUAAACAUAGAUUAAUAGUAAAUAUAUAAAUGUUUUCACUUGAGGUUACUGACAGAGCCAUAACAAAAUACUGCUUUAUUCUUUUAAUGUUCAGAACAUGCAAUUUGUAUUUGAAGGAAGUUUGUUUUUGUCUGUUUGCCUUUUGAAAAAAUGUUUUCACUUGAAAUUACUGACAGAUCCAUAAGAAAAUAUUGGUUUAUUCAUUUAAUUAUUAAAUAUACACUGUGUUAGGUCUUGGUUCAAUAGGCUAUGUGCAAUCAUUUCUAUAUGUUUUAAUAAACUUAUAAUAAUAAUAAUUUGGUUUUUUGGCCCUCGGUGUAUUUGACUUUGACAUUCCUGCUGUACAUGAUUGGAUCAUAACAGCCUUCCAUAGGAGGAAAUGAUUUAAAAAAGCAUCUCAAUCCAAAGAAAUGUUUUAUUUUUAUAUACAACAGUGACAGUCAACAGUAAAUAAUAAUAAUAAUGAAAAUAGAAGUAACUUCCUGUUGGAAGAUGAAGAGUUGUUCAGAUGAAGUUAAAACAGCCUGUACAGAUUCAUCGGUACAUUUCAUGUGUCAAAUUGUUUCAGAAAAUAUUUCACUUCUCUGAUGAAACAAAGUCCAAAUGUUUCAGCCUCGUGUUUCUGAGUUUUCACCAGAAUAUUCAAAGUGCAACACUAGGUGGCGCUUUUUGCAUCAGAAACUGCAUGAAAACGGUGAAAAACAGCAACAGGAAUGAUGCCGACCAUGAAGGGCAUCCACAGCAACAGGAGCAUCUCAGUAAACAUUUCAAAAUAACUUCCUUCAAAAUACAAACUUAUUUAGAUUUGUUACAAAAACUUGUUGAUUCUGGCUCAAAUCUGAAUAUUUUUUAAUAAAAAGUUGUUUAAAUUUCUGCCCAAAUUUUUUUUCUUCCACUCAAUUUUCCAUGAUUUUGAUCAGCCUGUUGGACAUAGAAGGACGAACAGAACAUUUCUGUGUUGGAUUUUUAGCUGGUUUGGUGUUCCGUAAUUUACGGACUAUUGAACACACCUAAGUUUGAAAAGGAAAUGAGAAUUAAAAAUCUCAUAAAUAGUCCACUCUUGAAUAUUAGCAUUGUGCUUAACUUGAUGUUUUCCUUUGAGUUUUUAAGAUUUAUUGAAAUAUUUUUUCGCUUUUUGUUUUUUUUUGCUCUAUGACUAAUAAAAUUGUGGAACACAAAAACUAAAAAUAGUCUUUUGUAUGUAAACCUGCUGUAGUAAAUCCGCACGAACAUCCUAAACAAAACAUUUGUUUACUUUUGUUUAUUUAGCGACAGGCGAUUUUCUGUGCAUUAAAUGUGACGGAAAAUGUUUAAACAUUAGGAUUUAAACAGUUAAAUAAUGUUUAAAAUAUCAGAAAUUAAGUUUUUUUUUAACAUUAAUCAUAUUGGCAUGUAAAAAAAAACUUAGUCUGGAAAGUAAUAUUCCUAUUUAAAUGAAUUUACACUUGAACUACAGUAUGUAACUACAGUGUAUGUGCAACAAAUCCAUAUCAGUUUGACUUUCUGAAUGUAACUGCUUCAGUAGAUUGUUGGUUUAUUGAGAUGCACCGGCUUAAUCCGGAAGGAAGAACAUUCAUGUAAACUAAUCAGAAAACCUGAUGGUCAUCGUUUCAAAUAGAAAAUAAUCAAAACUCAUAAAAACCUCAACCAUACACACAAAAAAUAAAAACCAAACAUUCAAAAUAAACCAAAACAAAGCUGUCCUGUCCACAUUUCAUCAGAAUAAUGUAGAGAAGCAACUAACCCUGCCUGUCAGACAUGUUGGGUCGGGCUUCCUGCUUUAACUCAAGGCACUGGAUGAUCAGAGUCAAAAAGGCCGGGAGAAACAAAGAUGGCCGCCGCUCUGUUUGAAACAAACCACUACGGACGCACCGACUGGAAAACUUGGGCCGAUAUAAAUAUUAUGAUAUUUGCCAAUAAAUAAUCCUCUGCUGCAUCAGCGUCACAUGACCCGAUAAAUAUCGGCCCAGUUUCACUCAUCGGACCGAUACAAUAAAAAAUGACCAACAGACAAUUUUUAUUUACUCCUUAAAGUUGAACUAUUCUAAGGUUUAUUGGUUUACUGGAGCUCUGAACUGAUCUACCAACACAAAGACGUUUUAAAUCUCGAUUGUCUCUAACGGGAGAUUUUAAUGUAAUCAUUUCUCAGUUUACAGGACACAACUUCCUGUAGAUUAAAAAUGCUUUUAAAAGCGUUUUUUUAAUCAUUGAUUUGUUGUAUUUACAAAGUGAGCUUUUUGUUGUAGUUUACGAUUUGUCCAUAAACAUACAACAGCAUAUUAUGACCAUUGUAGACAGAAAAAAGACGAGUUAAUUUAUGCAAAAAGAAUAUCAGAAAUGUUCAAAUUAAAAAAGGUAAUUUGCUUGAAAAUCCUAAAAAUUUUAAAUUAAUCUCAGAAUUUUUUAAGAGAAAAAAUUUAAUUUCUGAGCUUAAGUACCAACAAUGGCCCCAAUAUGCUGUGUUCUCCUGUCAUACACACCUACACACACUUCGUCUAUGAACUGAGGAAGACCAUCUGAUCGCUGCUCAUUUGGUCUCAUGUCUUUAUGAUUUGGACUUUAAUCCAACUUCAAGUAAUCAAAAAACUGUUCAAAUAUUUUCCCAUUUAUCAAACAAGAAGCAGAACGGAAACCUGUGUUUCCAUUUCCAUAACAAAUGUGUGCAAAACUUUUUUGAUAUUCCGUUAAUGUU
Xiphophorus couchianus (Monterrey platyfish) is the source of this 7248-nucleotide messenger RNA. RefSeq names its product guanylate cyclase 2Cb (gene gucy2cb). Gene Ontology annotation, molecular function: ATP binding; guanylate cyclase activity; protein kinase activity. Gene Ontology annotation, cellular component: plasma membrane. Gene Ontology annotation, biological process: cGMP biosynthetic process; intracellular signal transduction; receptor guanylyl cyclase signaling pathway. The transcript has 27 exons. The record is from RefSeq and is a predicted model, not a curated record. The coding region runs from base 1 to 3219 and encodes 1072 amino acids. Lineage: Eukaryota; Metazoa; Chordata; Actinopteri; Cyprinodontiformes; Poeciliidae.